Messenger RNA from Ruditapes philippinarum (Manila clam), 2514 nucleotides. Its product is annotated as transcription intermediary factor 1-beta-like. Gene Ontology annotation, biological process: proteasome-mediated ubiquitin-dependent protein catabolic process; protein polyubiquitination; positive regulation of DNA-templated transcription. Bases 840 to 1793 code for a protein of 317 amino acids. Gene Ontology annotation, molecular function: translation repressor activity; zinc ion binding; ubiquitin protein ligase activity. The record is from RefSeq and is a predicted model, not a curated record. Gene Ontology annotation, cellular component: chromatin; nucleoplasm. The transcript has 2 exons. Lineage: Eukaryota; Metazoa; Mollusca; Bivalvia; Venerida; Veneridae.
UUCUUAUGUGAUAUGGUUUAUUUUUAGCGCAGUAUCGAUCGCAUAUUUUUCCUGUUAAAGAUCGCGAAACCGAAACUGGACUAUAUUUUAUAAAACGUAAAUUUGUGUCAAGCACAAUGGCGGCCAUUUCGGGGAGUGAGAUGGAAAGACAGUCAGAUGAACCAUUUCGUCUGUUAUGUUCACCUUGUAAACGUAAAGAAAGAAAUAAAGAAGCAGACAAAUAUUGCGCUGACUGCCAUGAUUAUUACUGUUCGGAUUGUGUGAAAUGUCACGACGAUAUUCCUGCUAUGUCUGGACAUAAGAUUCUAGAUAAAGAUCAAGUUAAAGAUGGAACAAGCGGAACACUGCCUGUAACACCAACACAAAGAUGCGAGAGACACGGGUUUAAACCUGUAGAUAUGUUUUGUCAAAGUCGUGAUAACGUUGGUUGUUCUACAUGUAUGGCAGUGGAUCACAGGUCAUGUAACGAUGUUUUCUAUGUGCCUGAGUAUGUCUUAGAUCAUGACCCUACAAGUCAAUGUGACGAUUUUCAACAGAAAAUGCAAGCUGUUACCGGUGAAAUUGAAUUUCAGCUACAAAUUCGACAACGGGAAAUAAAACGUCUGUUCAAACGGAAAGAAGAAGAAGUUGAAAACAUAAAACAGUUCCGGAUUGACAUCAACUAGAAACUUGACAAUCUUGAAAAGAAAAGCAUUGAUAACAUAGAAGAUAAAUACAAAGCAUUAAUCAAGAAGUUUGAAGAACAAAUUACCAUAUUGACAACUUUCCAGACAGAUGUUCAGACUUCAGCAGCAGAUAUUAUAUCCGCCUCAUCAAAUGUGUCGCAAAAAUUUGUGGGGAUGAAAGUAGCUUACUCGGUUACAGAAAGAGCAGAUAAUGGUUUAAAAGAGAAAGCAGUGGAAUUCAAAAGAUUUGAUGUUGUCUUUGAACAACAACCGAAGUUGAUGUCAAUGAUAGACCAAAUGGACAUAUUGGGAGAUAUUGUGGAAAAAACUGCUAUAUAUAGGCUAGGGGAAAAGAGGGAGAUUAGUAUUAAACAUGAUUCAGACUCUUACUCCUGUUAUGAUAUACGCAGUAUAUGUAAGCUUAAGGAUGGCUGUGUGAUUAUCGCUGAUGACAAUAAUCAAAGCUUAAAACGUCUUGACAUGACCUCAUUCAAAAUAUUAGUUGUCUGCCAACUCCCGAGAUGCCCGUGGCAAAUUUGUAAAAUUGACAAUGAGAUAGCGGUAUCCUCUCAUGGGAUGAACAUCGACAUUGUAACUACUAAAGGUCCUCUUAAAGUAGCACGGGAAAUAAAAACUGAUCAUCGCUGUUUAGGCUUAAUGUACAGAAAUGGUAAAAUUUAUGUAACUGAUUCAUUCAAGACUAUUUUUGUCUACAACAAGACAGGGAAAAUACUGAGUCAAUUUUCCAAAGAUCAGUCAGGUAAUAACUUGUUUGGCAGUGUCUUCAGUCUUACAGUCAGUCAAGAUGGAGAGAGGAUUUAUGUUGCUGACAUUACAUAUGGUCUUGUAGUACUUAGUAAGGAAGGAAAAUUACAUGGAAAAUAUAAUACUUUCAACCUCAAAUAUGCGACGGCGAUUUGUGAAACAGACAGUAGAGAUAUACUUGUUUGUGGUGAUACAAGUAACAAUAAUGUACAAUUUUCUCCAAAUGGUGAGGUGAUAGGAGAAAUACUUACAUCAGAUGGUCAAGCAGGAGGUUGUCGGGCGGUUUGCUAUGAUCGCAAUCACACGAGACUGAUAGUUGGACGAUAUAGACGGGAUUAUAUAGAAAUUUACGACAUGAAGUGAACAAUAAAGAACAAAUGAUAUUUAAACUUUCAUGGCAGUUAAUCAAUAACUGACUUAUUGAUCAAAUUUCAAGACAUCUGUAAUGAUAUUCUCUUAAGAUAAUCUUAAGGAAAAAUUUUACUCAAAAUGAAUAUGAACAUGUAUUUAUUUAUACAUUUCAUCCUGGAAUUGAUAUUUAAUAACAAAUGUCAGUGUAAAAGAUAACUUUUCAUGAAUUUUAUAAAGCUAAUACUUAAAUUAUUAAGAUGUGGUAAAAUUGUAUUUCCAGUUGACUGUCCUUAAUUUAUUUGACCAAAAGAACAAAAAAAAUGAAUGUCUAAAAUUGAAAAUGUUACUUCAUACACUUUUGGUGUCAUAUAAAGGCCACAUUAAAAGUAAUCAAUUAAAGUUCAAUAAUCUUUUAUUUUCUUUCAUCAAUUCAUUUGGUAAAGUAAUUUCAUAAGUAUGAUGAAGACAGCUUGAAUCCCCCAUCAUAUUAUGUGCCGUCAUUUUCGUUAUACAAACAUAGUGUAAGGGGGUGCUAAAUGUUUGCGUUAAUGAAAAUGAUUCUUUUGUGCCUUAAACAGUCUUUAUUCUGGGUAUGUUGUAAAUACAUUGUAUUUGUGUAGCAUCAUUUUUGUAUUUAUUGAAUAAAAUAUUAUUUUACUUGCAUAAUAUAAUUUUAUUCAACUCGUUCUAAAAGAUCAGUAUUGAACCUACAGGCCGGACAAGAAAUUGCUAA